Messenger RNA from Bombus huntii, 1290 nucleotides. RefSeq lists its product as uncharacterized. Lineage: Eukaryota; Metazoa; Arthropoda; Insecta; Hymenoptera; Apidae. Gene Ontology annotation, biological process: tRNA 5'-leader removal. Gene Ontology annotation, cellular component: ribonuclease MRP complex; fibrillar center; nucleolar ribonuclease P complex. Gene Ontology annotation, molecular function: ribonuclease P RNA binding; ribonuclease P activity. The transcript is spliced from 5 exons. The coding region runs from base 144 to 1202 and encodes 352 amino acids. The record is from RefSeq and is a predicted model, not a curated record.
AUGGUCAUGAGAGUUCUCUCUACUCAUCUCUGAUUCGAUUAUCACGUUAGGACACGACACGACGCACUAAUCGUGGUGAUACUAUCGUGUUACAACGUGUCUACGUGAAAGCUAACCUAUAUCAAUAUUUUAACGUUUUUGCUAUGGGUACUCCAAUAUUAACAAAACAACAACAGAAACAGUCAUUGUCAGCGAAGAAAGGAUCAGUCAAAGGAUUACGAAAUGUCUUAGCGCAACCACAAGAUAGUUAUUGGCCAAUUGUUGAUGAAGGAAAGUGUCCAUUGUUGGAAGAUGUUUUAAACAAAUUAAUGCCAUCUAUAAAACGUCCGUCUAAAUUAGUUCCAUGGUCACAACUUAGACAUAUGAAGAAAGAAGAACGUAUAAAAGCCAAAAAAGAAGCGCUUCUAAAACAAGAGAAUAUUCCUAAUUCAGAAUUAAUAAAUUCUGUGGUCUUGGGCAUAAAUAAUAUCACAAGAUCUUUGGAAAAAAACAAUGUCUGUUGUAUUCUAAUGGAUGCGAACAUUUCACCGCCGCUUUUAAUAAAGCAUGUUAUUUAUAUGGCACAAAAUAAGAAAAUACCGGUAUUAUUAUUGCCUAAAUUGAAAACUGUAACAUUAAACACCAUAGGAUUUGCAUCUGCUGCGUGUGCCUUGAAGAAUGUCGUGAUGGAUAAUACAGAUCAUCAUUUUCAUCCUUUGUAUACAACAAUAUGUGAUAUUUUUAAGGAUGUACCUUUACCAAAAAAUAGGCUCCAAUUAUUCAAAGAUAUUGAAACAUUAGAACAGAUUACAUCAGAUAAAGAAAACAAAAUGAACGUUGAGAGUGAAUCUCGAGUCUCCUCGGAACCAAUUAAACAUACAGUAUCUACAAAUGUAUAUAUGUAUAGAUCUUCACACAAAGAAAGGGCAUUUGUUCCACCUAGCACAACAGAAAGUUCCACAAAUGAGCCCAUUGUGAAAAAAGAAGAACAAGAUAAUUUUAUUUCUUUAGCUAAUUAUGAUUCUGAUGAAUUCGAUACAAAUAUAAAGAAACAUACGAGAUAUAUUAAUAUUCAUGAAGAUCAGCAUCCGACAAAACGAAAAAAGUUUCCAAGAGUUAAUAAUGCAUCUGCAAAUGUUAAAUAUUUACCUUUAAAAGUCAAACGCUUACAGGGUAACGUUAAUCGUGCAAAAGCGGCGAAAGUUUCCAAAUAUAAAAAAUAAUGUCGCAUCAUAGUAGUAUCAUAUACUUCAUGAAUGUCACCAGAGAAUUUCUUAUCUUACAUGUUAAUAAAUAUCGAAUAUACAAAUA